Rotaria sp. Silwood1 is the source of this 1020-nucleotide messenger RNA. The record is from the annotation of a GenBank genome assembly. Lineage: Eukaryota; Metazoa; Rotifera; Eurotatoria; Philodinida; Philodinidae.
AUGCGAGACUAUGACUCGAGCACUAUACCACAUCAUGUACUUCAAGAAAAAAACGGUAACUGGCACCAAUAUUGGAUCAGUUAUUUCAAAGAUACACGCACUGUUAAGUAUGGCCUUGGCGAAAUCCGUUCACUAUUCACAAUUUUUCAUAUAACAAUUGAUGAAAAAGAAGAUGGUGGAAUGAAAGACAUAUGUUAUCUUCAUGUUAAAGUGGGUAAUGAUGAUGACAUGUUGAAAAAACUUGGCGACUCACGAGAAAAUUUUCGAUUUUUCGUUGGUAAAGAGAUUGUUCAUGAUCCUGCUUUACUUGUCACGCAUGAUAGUAAUCUAAAACUUUUGGAUAAGGUCGAAUAUCGAAUAAUUGAGUCAUCACGCUUGCAGAAGCCUUGUCAAGAGUUGUACAAUGCUAUUCGCAAUUUUGAAUUGGACGACGCUGACUUUCCUAAUUUUUCCGAAGCUAUUGUACGCAGUGUUCAAUCGCCAGACGGUUGGUGUCGUAAAAAAUUAAUUCAGAAAGCAAAUCGAUUUGGUCGACCAAACUUCUCUGCAACGUAUCUUCGUAUAACAAUCGGCCAUCCCGAUGGGAAAGCACCAGGUCAUGCGUUUGUCGUUGAAGUAUGGCCACCUGGUCACUAUAGUCCAGUUCACAAUCAUAGCAAUGCUUAUGGAAUCAUCAAAGUACUUAGUGGUCGAAUCUUGGUCAAAAUCUAUCCUGAACUAGCGCUCAAUGUUCGACAACAUCCACCUAUUGAAACUAUUCUAGAAAAAGGUCAAGUGACAUGGAUGCUGCCUCGACUCAAUCAGACUCAUCAAGUGAGAAAUCCAGAUAUCUAUGGCAAUUCUAGUGUUACCAUUCAGUGUUAUCAAUAUGGUGAAGAAGAUGACGAACAUUACGAAUAUUUUGACUAUUUGAAUAACGAUGGACAAGCGAUUGGCCAUUUUGCUCCGACAUCUGACAUUGAUUUUGUGGAGUUCAAGGAAAAGAUGCGAGCUGAAUGGAACAAAGCACAAAAUCAUUGA